AAGGAAUGUCUUGAUUAUCAGAUAAACAAUUCCAAUUUCUGCAAGAUGAUCCACAUGAAAAGGACCCUUUGUCAUAAAUACAAGCAGGCAAAGAAUGGCAUCACCAAAAGUGAAAAGGCUUUCAACAGACUUGAUGAAGCAGCACCUGCAGAUUCAAAGACAGAAUGGUUAGCCAGUGAGAGGAUCACUCAGUCCAACAGAAUAAAUGAUCCUGCAGCAAUGGAUAUAUAUGAGAUUAAUAUCAAGAAG
Messenger RNA from Suillus subaureus, 249 nucleotides. RefSeq lists its product as uncharacterized. NCBI's taxonomy places the organism in Eukaryota, Fungi, Basidiomycota, Agaricomycetes, Boletales, Suillaceae. The transcript has a single exon. The record is from RefSeq and is a predicted model, not a curated record. The annotation marks the transcript as partial.